Messenger RNA from Fragaria vesca subsp. vesca, 1995 nucleotides. Its product is annotated as squalene monooxygenase-like. The record is from RefSeq and is a predicted model, not a curated record. Gene Ontology annotation, biological process: sterol biosynthetic process. Bases 89 to 1669 code for a protein of 526 amino acids. The transcript is spliced from 8 exons. Gene Ontology annotation, cellular component: endoplasmic reticulum; membrane. Gene Ontology annotation, molecular function: flavin adenine dinucleotide binding; squalene monooxygenase activity. Lineage: Eukaryota; Viridiplantae; Streptophyta; Magnoliopsida; Rosales; Rosaceae.
CUCCUUCACUUCCCAAGCAAAUCCCACGAACUAGACUACAUCACAGAACUAGAUUCCCACUAUUCAUUCCUAAUCAGUUUUAUUAAAGAUGGUUUCUUACGAGUAUAUUCUGGUUGGGUUCUUAGCUUCAUUGCUGGGUUCUGUUUUCUUCAUGAUCAUCAAUACUACUCUUGGUGGAAACAAAAAGGACAAGGCUGUAAGUGAAGCACAGAGUAAUGGGUUUGGAAACGGUGCUUUUCUGCCGGAAAUGGAGGAGGAGGAGAAAAGUACCGACGUUGUCAUUGUCGGGGCCGGAGUUGCCGGUGCAGCUCUUGCUUACACUCUUGCCAAGGAAGGACGUCGUGUACAUGUCAUUGAAAGAGACUUGAGUGAGCCGGACAGAAUUGUUGGUGAGCUGUUGCAGCCUGGGGGUUAUCUCAAGUUGAUUGAGUUGGGUCUUGAGGAAUGUGCAAAUGAGUCCAUUGAUGCUCAGAAGGUGUUUGGAUAUGCUCUUUACAAAGAUGGAAAGGAUACAAAACUGACUUAUCCCUUGGAAAAAUACAGUUCAGAUGUGGCUGGGAGAAGUUUCCACAAUGGGCGUUUCAUCCAGAGAAUGCGUGAAAAGGCUGCAACUCUUUCAAAUGUGAAAUUGGAACAAGGAUCAGUGACAACACUUAUUGAGGAAAAGGGCAUUGUCAAAGGGGUGAUUUACAAGAACAAGGCUGGAGAGGAGAUGAGAACAUAUGCUCCACUAACAAUCGUGUGUGACGGCUGCUUUUCAAAUCUGCGCAAAUCUCUCAGUGCACCAAAGGUUGAAAGUCCCUCUUGUUUUGUUGGUUUGAUCUUGGAAAACUGUGAGCUUCCACACGCAAAUCAUGGACAUGUCAUUUUGGGAGACCCUUCACCUGUCCUGUUUUAUCCUAUCAGUAGCACCGAGGUUCGCUGUUUGGUGGAUAUACCUGGAACAAAAGUACCUUCAGUAGCUAAUGGUGAAAUGGCUAACUAUUUGAAAACUGUUGUGGCUCCUCAGAUCCCCCCACAGCUGUAUGAUGCUUUUAUGGUUGCAGUAGAGAAAGGAAACAUUAGGUCCAUGCAAAACAGAAGCAUGGCUGCUAAUCCUGUUCCCACUCCUGGUGCACUUUUGUUAGGCGAUUCAUUCAACAUGAGACAUCCUUUAACAGGAGGAGGAAUGACCGUGGCUCUUUCAGACAUUGUUCUUCUCCGCGAUCUUCUCAGGCCCCUACAUGAUCUCAAUGAUGCACCUGCCUUGUGCAGUUACCUUGAAUCAUUCUACACACUUCGUAAGCCUGUAUCUUCUACCAUAAACACAUUGGCUGGUGCUUUGUACAAGGUGUUUUGUGCCUCACCUGAUCCGGCAAGACAGGAAAUGCGUGAAGCAUGUUUCGGCUAUUUGAGCCUUGGAGGCAUCUGUUCUUAUGGACCGGUAUCUCUUCUCUCUGGUCUUAACCCUCGUCCGAUGCACUUGUUUCUCCAUUUUUUUGCUGUUGCUAUCUAUGGCGUAGGGCGCUUGAUGUUUCCGUUCCCUUCACCUAAACGCAUCUGGCUUGGGGCUAGAUUGAUCUUGAGUGCAUCAGGCAUCAUAUUCCCAAUUAUAAAGGGUGAAGGAGUUAGACAGAUGUUCUUUCCAGCAACAGUGCCAGCAUAUUACAGAUCUCCUCCUGUUUACUGAAGGAACUGAAACAAGAGGAGUAGGAGAUACACAUUGUUUCCCAGAUUAUUUGUUUGUGUUAUGAUAACCCAAUUUGUAUGAAAGGAGCAGCAUUUGUUCCACCAGAGUAAAAAUGGGGAUCACUGCUAAACUAGGAGAGAACCAAUUAUGUUCUUUUAGGAUUAGUUCUUCUUCCCCCGAAACAUGUUAGAACCGAUGAAUAUAAACUUGUACAAAGUUAUAGCAGUGGUAAAUUAACCACAUUUCUUUGUCAUUCAUUUACUUGGUACAAGUGGAAACGAGUUAACUAGUUCGGAAUUUUAUUAUGGUAGUCGUUAUUCACACUA